AUGAACAGACGGUUAAUAAAAGUUGAAAAGGAUGUGGCCAUAAUGAAGCUAUGUAUGGCUUUAUGUGAUAAUGAUGAUAUGGUUGUCUAUGAUACCCCGCCAAGCUCUCCAGGUGAUCAAUCUACUCCACCUCUACCUCCGUUAAUAAAUCGUCCUCCACCACCUCUUCCACCAUCUUAUCCUUCUUCGAACAAAACUUCUCCUCCUAACUCUCCUCCCCAAUCUGAUGCUGCCAGAAAGGGGAGAAUAAUCAAGAGGGUAGCUACUCAAAAAAGUCAAGAAGCUGAAUCUUGUGCCAUCAAUUGUCAGAAUCAUAUGUACCUUCAUCGCAUUGAUAACCUUCCUUCUGCUCCUACUAAACGUUUGUUUCAUCUUCAUAUGGAAGGACGAUGUCACUAUGAACUGGAAAGAGGAUAUCGUGUGAUGAUAUCACUAGAGCUUAUUAGAAGACCGGAUGAACUUAAACUUGAUCAAUUCAGACGGAUCAAGCUUGAAAUCUUAAAACAAGCUAACAAGUUCUAUAGUGGCUCUUCCGAUGAAUCUGAAGAAGAAGCUUAG
Messenger RNA from Lactuca saligna, 558 nucleotides. The record is from the annotation of a GenBank genome assembly. NCBI's taxonomy places the organism in Eukaryota, Viridiplantae, Streptophyta, Magnoliopsida, Asterales, Asteraceae.